Molecule: messenger RNA, 1080 nt
Organism: Spodoptera exigua (beet armyworm)
Lineage: Eukaryota; Metazoa; Arthropoda; Insecta; Lepidoptera; Noctuidae
Source: the annotation of a GenBank genome assembly
AUGAAAUCCGAAGUAUCACAAGGACUUCAAAACGGCGCUAGUUCCGUGCCAUGCAAGUCACGCCGUCAAGAGAAUAGUGGCUUGAAAAAGAUUGCCAAAAACAAACGCAACGGCAAUAUAAGAAGAGAAGAAAAGAAUCUCAAACAGAAAAUUUUGAAAAAGAAAACAGAAGUAAUGCAAGAUGCUACUGUUACUGAAUCCCCUUCUCACCCUUGUCGAUCUGUUGACGAGUUUCAAUAUGUCAAUAGAAUUGAUGAAGGAGCAUUCGGGGUUGUGCAUAGAGCAAGGGACAGACAAACUGGCGAAGAAGUUGCUUUAAAACAACUUAAACCAAUCAAUCAGAGGGAAGGACUCUCCAUCGCCGCUCGUCGAGAACUGGGAAUCUUACUAAAGAUGAAGCAUCCCAACAUAGUCGCAGGAGGGGGAAUUGCGUUCAAACCCCUUAGGCGAGGAAGUAUUCAUAGUCAUGGACUCUUGAGUGCCGUGCAACACCUCCAUGACCAUCAAGUGUUGCAUAGGGACUUAAAGACGAACAACGUACUUCUAUCUGGAGAUGGUGUUGUUAAGGUGGCAGAUUUUGGGUUGGCUAGGGAGUAUGAAUCUCCUGUUGGGCAAUAUACACCCGGCGUAGUCACACGAUGGUACCGUGCACCUGAACUACUACUGCUGUGUUCAGAAUACUCCGCUGCUAUCGACAUGUGGAGUGUUGGGUGUAUAUUUGCCGAACUCAUCACCUUGCAGCCACUGUUUCCCGGAAAAUCUGAAUUGGAUCAACUGAACAAGAUUUUCCAGGAACUGGGGACGCCUUCAGAUAUCAUUUGGCCCGGAUUCAGUGCUUUACCACUUGUAAAGAACAUAGUUUUCCACAACUAUCCGACAGGCGGUUUGCGGGAGAGGAUAAACUGUGGAAAACUUUCUAAUAGUGGUUUAGCUUUGCUGGAAGAAUUAUUAGCUUAUGAUCCGGCAAAAAGAAUGACUGCAACUGAUGCCUUAGGGCAUUCAUAUUUUAAAGAAGAGCCGGUAGCGAUCGAGCCUUCCGAGUUUCUGGACGUGGCCUGCUCUCUGCGCCGAUCUAGAUGA